UGAGAGAGAGAGAGGAGAGAGAGAGCGCGCGCACGGACAUAUUCCCUCAAAAUGCUGUAUAGUAGGAACCUCGCUGUGUUUUGAGACAACGCCAUUAGAUCUAUCGUUGAGCCCUGAUAUUCUUUCUCCACACACACACACACACACUGACUGAGUGUCUGUAACACACCGACCCGAACCCGGACAGCAGGGAAACUCCUGCGACACACACACACACACACACACACCCUCGACAGGCAACAGGAGGAGCAGUCAGUGAACACCUUCAGACCCCUACAGGUCAGUGCACUUUAGACCAGCUCUAGUGAGCAGCAGGUGAAUAUUAUCCUGAAGAUCUGCACUCGUCCACUCACUGCAGAUUAAUGCUGCACAGACGCUUCAAUAUUAGAAAAACAUCUUUCACUUCGGAUAUGGUGGACACGCAGACGUUCGCCUGGCCCGUGGGAUUUGGCCUGAGCGCUCUGGAACUGGAGGAGCUCGACGACAGCUCGCACUCGCUGGACAUGAAGCCUUUCUCCACCCUGGACUACACCAGCAUCUCCGGCAUCGAGUACGAGCCGAGUCCGCAGGUCGAGCCGCCACACAUGAUGGAUCUGACACACAUGUACAGUUACAGGACUCAGGAGAACUUCAGGACUCAGGAGAACAUCAGGGCACAGGAGGCCUUCAGGACUCAGGAGAACAUCAGGACACAGGAGGCCUUCAGGACUCAGGAGAACUUCAGGACUCAGGAGAACAUCAGGGCACAGGGGGCCUUCAGGACACAGGAGAACAUCAGGGCACAGGAGGCCUUCAGGACACAGGAGAGCAUCUACAGGUCUCACGAGAGCAACUUCAACGUGGAGGAGAGCGGAUACAGAGCGCACCAGUCUCAGAACUUGAUCAAGCUUGAACCCGAGUCUCCUCCUCAGUUUGCAGAGAACAGCCUGUCGUUCUCCAAAGCUCACGAAGACCCGUCGGCCUCGGCGCUGAACAUCGAGUGUCGUGUGUGUGGAGACAAGGCCUCAGGCUUCCACUACGGGGUGCACGCCUGCGAGGGCUGCAAGGGCUUCUUCCGCAGGACGAUCCGCCUGAAGCUGGUGUACGAUCACUGCGACCUGCACUGCCGCAUCCACAAGAAGAGCCGCAACAAGUGCCAGUACUGCCGCUUCCAGAAGUGCCUGAUGGUGGGCAUGUCACACAACGCCAUUCGUUUCGGCCGAAUGCCUCAGGCGGAGAAGGAGAAGCUGCUGGCUGAGUUCUCAAGUGACGUGGACCACAUGCACCCGGAGUCUGCGGAUCUCAGGGCGCUGGCCAGACUCCUGUACGAGUCCUAUCUCAAGUACUUCCCCCUGACCAAAGCCAAGGCCAGAGCCAUUCUCUCAGGGAAGACCAGCGACAACUCCCCUUUCGUGAUCCACGACAUGAAGUCCCUGAUGGAGGGCGAGCACAUGUUCAACUCCCGGCAGAUGCCGAUGCAGGAGCAGCGGAGAUCCGACAUGGGAGUCUUUCACGAAGUGGAGCUGCGUUUCUUCCACAGCUGCCAGUCAAGAUCGGCCGAAGCCGUCAGCGAAGUCACCGAGUUCGCCAAGAGCAUCCCGGGCUUCGUGAACCUGGACCUGAACGACCAGGUGACGCUCCUGAAGUACGGCGUGAUCGAGGUGCUCAUCAUCAUGAUGGCGCCGCUCAUGAACAAGGACGGCACGCUCAUCUCCUACGGACAGAUCUUCAUGACCCGCGAGUUUGUCAAGAGCUUGCGUAAACCCUUCUGCGAGAUGAUGGAGCCCAAGUUCGAGUUCUCCGUCAAGUUCAACAUGCUGGAGUUGGAUGACAGCGACAUGGCGCUGUUCCUCGCCGUCAUCAUCCUGAGUGGAGACCGACCUGGCCUGCUGAACGUCAAGCCCAUCGAGGACCUUCAGGAGACGGUCCUGCACUCUCUGGAGCUGCAGCUGAAGACCAACCAUCCCGACUCCCUGCAGCUGUUCGCCAAAGUCCUGCAGAAGAUGACGGACCUGCGUCAGCUGGUGACGAACCACGUGCAGCUCAUCACACUCAUGAAGGAGACCGAGGUGGACUGGUGCCUUCACCCGCUCCUGCAGGAGAUCAUCAGGGACCUGUACUAGGAGCAUCCGGAGCCUGAGUUUGAUCCUGAUCUGGAGCCUGAGUCUGAUACGGAGUCUGAUCCUAAAUUCCUGAUCUUGAUCCUGAUCCGGAGACUGAACUUGAACUUGAUCCUGACCCUGAUUCUGGUCCUGAUCCUGGUCCUGGUCCUGAUCCUGACCCUGAUUCUGGUCCUGAUCCUGGUCCUGG
This is a messenger RNA of Pimephales promelas (fathead minnow), 2289 nucleotides long. RefSeq names its product peroxisome proliferator-activated receptor gamma (gene pparg). Gene Ontology annotation, molecular function: zinc ion binding; nuclear receptor activity; DNA-binding transcription repressor activity, RNA polymerase II-specific. Gene Ontology annotation, cellular component: nucleus. NCBI's taxonomy places the organism in Eukaryota, Metazoa, Chordata, Actinopteri, Cypriniformes, Leuciscidae. Gene Ontology annotation, biological process: negative regulation of transcription by RNA polymerase II; negative regulation of inflammatory response; cell differentiation. The record is from RefSeq and is a predicted model, not a curated record.